AUGGCUUUAAAGCCUGAUCUGAAUCCAACAGCCAACGUCCAAAAUGUGGUAGUUUACGUUUCAAAUGACAAUUUCGCUCAAUCCUAUGCAGUCGAACACCAUCAGCAAAAUGUGCCCCAACAGGGAAACAUGCACCCUUCCGGGUAUCCUAACACCAGCCAUCCGAUGGCCCCCAUGACCCAAACAAAGAAUUUUGGAGAAAAACAACAAAUCUUCACUUCCAGCGGACAAAUAGUCAACACCAACACGCAAGGAGGUUAUUUCCAGAACGUCGGCUUUCCAAUUGGUUACCAAAAUGCGACCAAUAUUAAAAAUUGUGCUACCAACGAAGUUGAUAGGCAGCAAACAGGCCCCGGACGGCCUGACAACCUCAAACGCGAUGAUUGUGAUAAUAGAGAACGAUACAUAGACCCUUAUGUGACUAUUUUGAAUAACGAAGUACCUACACAAAGUGUUAGAUGUGAUUCAGUGCGUUCAGAGGCUGCCGAAUCGAGUUGCAGCAGUCUGAGCUCCAGUGAUGAAGGAAUGGUUAUUGUACAAAAUCAUUCCUCGGACAUGGUUGUGUACGAUUCCAGUUUGAGUGUGCGACCUGGUGGGGUUGUAUUAGUUGCACCACAGCAUGCCCAAGGCAAUGCUUUGGUUGGGAUUAAUCAACCUCAGCAUACCACUGUACCUUAUGGCUGGAAGAGACUACUUAACAAUGGAUCUAUUAUUUAUAUUAGUCCCAGUAAUACAGCUUUAAGUUCUUUGGAACAAGUGAAGGAGUACUUGCUUACAUCUGGGACGUGCAAGUGCGGCCUUGAGUGUCACUUUAAGUACGACACUGUUUUUAAUUUUGAUCCCAAGGUGAUUGCGAAGCCAUGGGUUAUGUCGCCGGACACUAAUACGGGGGACCUGACAAAAUUGUGCAACCAUAAACGAAAAAUAAUGGCCAUGGCCUCGUUAGAUUCUAAACCACCCGACCUGGAGGGUAAAAUGAGGAAAGAUCUGGAUAAAAUCAAGGCCUCUUCCAACGGAAAGGACGAAAUAAUUCUUGAACUAAAAGAACAAAUAAAGAAGUGUCAAAAACCACUAUUAGCAGAAAUUUCUAAAUUGGAAAACGAAUUACAAAAACAAGACGUAGACCUAAAAAUAUAUGAACAAAGUAAACAGCUAGAAGAAUUAAAUGAAGAAAUAUCUGACCUACAUCAACAAAAAGAGGUGCUAGAGAAGAAAAUGUCUAAUGCUAAGGAGGAGUGCUGCAAAUUUAAAGAAAAAGUGGAAGAACUGAAACUACUAAACACGGAAAUGCUGAAAAGUCUGAAAAACAAAUGUACAGAGAGGAAAUAUUUAGUUUAG
Messenger RNA from Ceutorhynchus assimilis (cabbage seed weevil), 1338 nucleotides. The record is from the annotation of a GenBank genome assembly. NCBI's taxonomy places the organism in Eukaryota, Metazoa, Arthropoda, Insecta, Coleoptera, Curculionidae.